UGUACAUCAUUUUCUUACACAAACAGUUGUUGCCAGCUCCACAAACACAAAGAAAAAAAGAUAAUCAGGGAUGGAUUCUCUCAUAAAUUUACAUGAGGUAGUCGAGAAGUUGUGUGCAUUUUUACGGUCUAGUGUCCAAUCCGACUCUGGGUUGGACACUGCACAAGAUCUUUUCGCUCCUCGAAAGGAGGCGAAACAUCUCAGUGUGGAAGUUGAAGUGGCGUUCUUGUCUUCUCCGCCGCCACAUCGUGUGCCUCUUUAUAUCUUAUUACCCCAUAAGGUAAUGCAUGGCACAAUUUGCCUCAUCACGCCGUCGCCUCAGAAUAAAUUUAAAGAUAAGAUACUUUCUCUGAGCGAAGAUGGUCAUGAGGUUGCGCAAAAUGUAAAGCGAGUCAUUGACGCAGAAAAGCUUCGGACCAAAAUUGUAGACCCUGUGUCUGUGCGUGCUUUCGCGAAAGGCUACGAUAACUUCGUCGUAUACGCAGUGAAGAAGUAUCCACCUCAGCUUACUGGAGAAUUUUUAGGUCACCAGCGGCUCCCAGUGUGGGUGAGCAAGAAGGGGCCUCUGGCGACCUCACUUGCCAAUUCGACGAGAACUGCGGUUGUGUCGCGUCGUGGAAACAAUGCUGUGACAUGUUGUAUCGGACACACUGAUCUAUCCGUUCAGCAGAUUGAGGAAAACGUGAAGACGUUUGUGGAAAAACUCACCAAGCAUCCUCAGGGUGCGGCGCUGAAGAACAUUCUGCAUAUUCGUGUGGCUGGAACAAACACUGAGGGUGUUCGCGUAGGCUUUCCCAUCUUUGGUCAAACUUUUGCAUUCACAUCUGUUAGGACGGCAAAAGGUAAAAGACCUCGCGAGGAGACAUCAGCCGAUCUAAAUGCAACGCAAUCCUCAUCUUAAGUAUCUUUGAGCAUACCUUUAAGGAACUGAUUACGCCUUUUAUUUUUACCACUGUCGAUUAAAGUAUUAACAAUGACGAAAUAAUCGCACCCUUUCAUAAUUUAUCUUUACUGUUACCUUGGUCACUGGGUGUUUUAGUCUUUUUCUUUUACAUGA
Molecule: messenger RNA, 1057 nt
Organism: Phytomonas sp. EM1
Lineage: Eukaryota; Euglenozoa; Kinetoplastea; Trypanosomatida; Trypanosomatidae
Source: the annotation of a GenBank genome assembly